Molecule: messenger RNA, 1954 nt
Organism: Drosophila obscura
Lineage: Eukaryota; Metazoa; Arthropoda; Insecta; Diptera; Drosophilidae
Gene: Snap24
Product: synaptosomal-associated protein 25
Exons: 1
Coding region: 283-918 (211 amino acids)
Biological process (GO): exocytosis; synaptic vesicle fusion to presynaptic active zone membrane; synaptic vesicle priming
Cellular component (GO): SNARE complex; plasma membrane
Molecular function (GO): SNAP receptor activity; syntaxin binding
Source: RefSeq, a predicted model, not a curated record
CUUUUUUGCCAAAAAUCAAAAAUAAAAAAAAUAAAAUAAAUAAAUAAAAAAUAUUGCUGAAUUUUGAAAACAAGUUAGUUACUGUUAGUCCCAAAAACGAGCUGCAACGCGAGUAAUCUCAGACAAAAUCUGCGCACCAACACAGACACAGUCCAUUCAAGCAUCCGUAUUUUUAUUGUGACUCACUGGAACAGAUUUCCCCAAACAACCACUAGACGACGUCCGAGUCGCACCCACUUGUUAAGUCAUCAAUCAGUGUGAGGCAAGCGAGAAAGUCUAGAAAUGGCUGCUGUGGAGAACGAACCGCGCACCGAGCUGCAGGAGCUGCAGCUGAAGUCGGCUACGGUGGCAGAUGAAUCACUGGAGAGCACCCGCCGUAUGUUGAGUCUUAUGGACGAAAGCAAGGAGGCGGGCAUCCGUACCCUGGUAGCCCUAGACGAUCAAGGCGAGCAGCUGGAUCGCAUCGAGGAGGGAAUGGACCGCAUCAACGCUGACAUGCGAGAGGCCGAGAAGAAUCUGAGCGGCAUGGAGAAGUGCUGUGGCAUCUGCGUGAUCCCCUGGAAGAAGGUGAACAUCAAGGACGACGGAGACAGCGCCUGGAAGGGCAACGACGAUGGCAAAGUGGUGGCCAGUCAGCCGCAAAGAGUGAUCGACGAGCGCGAGCGCGGUGGCAUGGGUGCGCCAGCCCAGUCGGGCUAUGUGGCCCGAAUAACCAACGAUGCACGCGAGGAUGAAAUGGACGAGAACCUGGGCCAAGUGAACUCAAUGCUGGGCAACUUGCGCAACAUGGCCCUGGACAUGGGCUCCGAGCUGGAGAAUCAAAACAAGCAAGUCGAUCGCAUCAACGCCAAGGGCGAUGCCAACAACGUUCGCAUGGACGGCGUGAACAAGCGCGCAAACAACCUGCUCAAGAGUUAAAUAUGCACAAACAAAACGGACUCGUAUCUCAAAUCAAUAAUCAAGGCGAUAGCCAAUGUCUGCGACCCCAAAUACCCCCAGAUUUCUACCCCAUCUUCAGUUCUACCACUGAGGAAAGAAAAGCAAAUGUUAUGGGCACAAAACUGUAACAGAGCAGUGGUUGCUACCCCGAUAUUUAUACUAUAUAUUAUAUACAUAUACAAGUGUUAGAAACAAAAACUGGACUAUACUAUGCAACAAAACCCAUCUAUACACACUACAAGCACUCUUUUGUACAGGCAAAACCAACUGAAGGAACCAAUUACUUACGUUCGACAACUAACUAAAUGUACAUUUAUGCGAAAAGCAAACCCCCAAUUACUAACUACUGUUACUAUUACUACUAUACGAUGUGUACAAAAGGAGCAACCCGAGCCGAGUGUUGCGGAGCCCAAUUUUACUGAGAUUUACCUUAUAAUGUACUCUGUUUUUGGUACACUACGCUACACACUUUUUGAGGCAUUUUACCGAACUUGUGGAAUGAAACCCAACACACUUACUAUAUGUAACUAUUGAGAUAAAUAUGAAUAUGUACGUACUAUUGAUGUAUUGAUAGAAACAAACCCCCGAGAUCCCCACCACAGGCACAGCAUCUGAAGUCACUUGGAUAGGGAUAAGGAACAAAAUUAGGGGCGGUGGUGUGGUGUCAUAUCGUAGCCAAUUUUAUAAAUAAUUUGUUAUACAUUUAUCUAGCCUAUGGGAUUCCUUGUUUAUUGAAUUGAUCACUUGAAAUUUUUGGUCCAAAACGUUCUAUUGAAUGAAUACACGAAUUGAGAUUCGAGCUACGCGGAAAUUCCGCGUUUGUCAGCUUCGUACAAUUAGUUAAAUUAUUUUCCCAAACAAGCAUUGACAGCAGCCCCCAGUUUCAACCAUACCAUACUAGUUUAAGUAAAUGGAAAUUGUAAUUUUUGUUUUGAAUUGUCUCGAGAAAUGCUGAAUCAAAUCAAGCUGUUUGUGCGCAAGAUAUUGCUCGUUAAUUAAUAUAUGUAUGUAUACG